This is a messenger RNA of Oryzias latipes (Japanese medaka), 1490 nucleotides long. The record is from RefSeq and is a predicted model, not a curated record. NCBI's taxonomy places the organism in Eukaryota, Metazoa, Chordata, Actinopteri, Beloniformes, Adrianichthyidae.
UAUUUAAUUGCAAGACUUUGUUUUACAGGAUAAGUUUCAGAGAAUUCCAAUUUGCUCAGACAAUGAUGUUUGCCAUUGAGGAGAUCAACAACAGCAGCUCUUUACUGCCAAAUGUCUCGGUUGGUUAUAAAAUAUUUGACAGCUGUGGUUCCACACUUCCUUCAACACGUGCAGCCAUGGGUCUCAUUAAUGGACAGGAAAGAACUUUUGGAAAAACCUGCACUGGUCAGUCAACUGUUCAUGCCAUUGUGGGAGCCUCUAAAUCUUCCUCAACGAUCGUCUUAUCACAAAUUGCUGGGAUCUUUCAAAUACCGGUGAUCAGCCACUUUUCCACAUGUGCAUGUCUCAGUAACAGAAAGGUGCACCCCUCCUUCUUCAGAACCAUCCCCAGUGACUACUAUCAGAGCAGGGCACUGGCUCAGCUGGUAAAGUACUUUGGAUGGACAUGGGUCGGUGCAGUCAGAAGUGACAAUGACUAUGGCAAUAAUGGAAUGGCAACAUUCAUUGAAGCUGCAACCAAGGAGGGGAUUUGUGUUGAAUACUCUGAGGCCAUCUCAGGGAGUAGUUCAUAUGAACAGGUUGAGAGGGUGGUCAGAGUAAUCAAAACAGGCACUGCAAAAGUAUUAGUUGCCUUUCUUGAUUCUGAUGGAAUGGAUAUUCUGCUUGAAGAAGCUCUGAGGCAAAACCUAACUGGUUUGCAGUGGGUGGGAAGUGAAUCCUGGAUCACUGCUCAUCAUUUGGCUACUAUGAAAUACUCAGGUAUUCUUUAUGGGUCCAUAGGCUUUGCCAUAAAGAAGGCAAAAGUAGCAGGUUUGCAGGAUUUUCUUUUACAGGUUCACCCAAGUCAGGACCCUCAGAACCACAUACUGAAGGAGUUCUGGGAAGAAACCUUUGGCUGCAGUUUUCAGUCAAGUUUGCAAGGAACAAAGCAGUGCUCUGGAUCUGAGAGACUACGUGACAUUAAAAAUCCUUUCACAGAUGUGUCAGAGCUGAGAAUAUCCAAUAAUGUUUACAAAGCUGUAUAUGCUGUAGCUCAUGCAAUGCACAGCAUGUUAAAAUGUGGAGAAAACAGUGAAACAGUCAACGCGUCAUGUACCUUGAAAAGCAUUUUACAGCCAAAAGAAGAUGUGAAUUUUUCUCUUAAGUCUGGAGAGAAAGUGUAUUUUGAUGAAAGAGGAGAUCCUGCAGCAACCUAUCAGCUGGUGAACUGGCAAAGGAACCCAGCAGGAGACAUUGUGUUUGUGGUUGUUGGAAGUUAUGAUGCUUCACUACAAAGUGGAAAAGAAUUUACCAUGAAUGGACUUAACAUUACAUGGGUUACAGAAUCCUUUGAGAGGCCAGUUUCUGUCUGCAGUGAGAGCUGUCCGCCUGGUUUCCGACAGGCUAUGAUUAAAGGAAAACCCAUCUGUUGCUUCUCCUGCAUCACCUGUGCUGCUGGAGAGAUCAGUAACUCCACCAGUGAGUUCAUGCUACCACACUUUUUACUUUAA